This is a messenger RNA of Dichomitus squalens LYAD-421 SS1, 591 nucleotides long. RefSeq lists its product as uncharacterized. The record is from RefSeq and is a predicted model, not a curated record. Bases 1 to 591 code for a protein of 196 amino acids. The transcript is spliced from 3 exons. Lineage: Eukaryota; Fungi; Basidiomycota; Agaricomycetes; Polyporales; Polyporaceae.
AUGUCCACUGUGCAUCUGCCGCUGUCCUCGCCUAUGUGGCUAUCCUACAAGCCUGAAUGGGAUGGCGACGACGCCGAUGGCUCUGGAAAGAGACUUCACGGCGAUCUCUUGGAGUUUCUGGGCGUCGAAUCUGAAGCCCACGAAGGAUCCGCGGACGACUAUCAUCCCGUGCCAGUUACGGAGGAAGAGGUUGUCGAAGAGAAUGUAUUUGCUUUCUAUAAUCACUGGAUAUUUGGCAAUGCAUAUGGUGAUGACAAGCUGCGCCUCAAGCGCAUCGAACAAAGGAAUCAAUCGCUUUACGAUGACGACACCCCCCCCUCUGGUCAAGACAGCGAGCCUAACAUCUGGGAGCGGGCUGUAGCCAUGCGCCGAGCUCAACUAUUAGAGAGGUUGGAGGCGACACUCCAGCCAGAUAAGGACAACGAACGCCCACCAUCCGAAGGGGUUUCCUAUGCUGCUGACGACGACGACAUUGGCUCGGGGUGGACACUUCAAAGCGCUCUGGAGGCUACGGAAGGUUCGGCGGCUUUCGACACUCAAGGCUCGACUUUGGACGCGCGUGUCUCAGGUUCGGACGGAAUUUCCGCAUAA